Molecule: messenger RNA, 1845 nt
Organism: Xiphias gladius (swordfish)
Lineage: Eukaryota; Metazoa; Chordata; Actinopteri; Istiophoriformes; Xiphiidae
Gene: zcchc17
Product: zinc finger, CCHC domain containing 17
Exons: 7
Coding region: 162-920 (252 amino acids)
Biological process (GO): RNA stabilization
Molecular function (GO): zinc ion binding; RNA binding
Source: RefSeq, a predicted model, not a curated record
AGGCUUGUGAUUGGUUGCUUUGCUCGUACCGCCUGUGAUGAUUGGUUGCUUUGCCUGUUGGCAGCCUGACUUGCACCGGAAAGGAAACCGAAUUAGCUCUGCUAACACAAAAGUCUUCUAGAUCCACUUAUUGAUAUCUGUGGUCUGCCUCCAGUGAGACAAUGUGUGACAGAGAUGGUCUAGCACCAGAGCCUGCUGGACUGGACGGUCUGCCGCCACUGUACAGCAUUUCCAAGGGAGAGGUGGUCUCUGUGCAAACCUAUGGAGCGUUUGUUCGCCUGCCAGGAUACAAAAAGGAAGGCCUGGUACAUGUGAGUGAGAUGUCAGCCUCACGGGUUGAGAAUGCAUCAGAGAUUGUCGAUGUGGGUGAACAGGUGUGGAUUAAAGUCAUUGGGAGAGAGAUUCGGGAUGACAAGGUGAAGUUGUCCUUCUCAAUGAAAGCUGUCAAUCAGGGAACAGGGCAGGACUUGGACCCCAACAAUGUCAUGGCAGAGCAGGAUGCGAGGCGACGUAAGCAGUUUAGAGACCAAACUGGCAACAGGAUCACACUGGAGGCUGUGCUCAACACAACGUGUUCAAAGUGCGGCUGCAAGGGUCACUUUACAAAGGAUUGUUUCAGUGCUCCGGGCUUGCAGUACGCUCUUUUGCCUGAGGAGGACGAUGACGAGCCACAGCAGCAACAGCAGCAGACCUCCACAGUUGCACCACAGCAAGACUCAGACAAAAAAAAGAAGAAAAAGAAGGAGAAAAAAAUGAAGAAGAAGAAGAAGAGGGAGAGGAAGGAGUCAGAGACGGACAGCAGCAGCAGCAGCAAUGGUAGCGAAUGCAAAUCCAAGCGGAGGCGCCACAGCCACACUCAUGACAGAGAGGACAAAAAGAAGAAGAAACACAAGAAACAUAAAUCUCAUAAACACAGAUGAGGCAGCGACAUUCACACAGACACACAUGCACAGUCACGCUGCAGCUAUCACACAAAAAGGGGAAUUGGGUAGCAACUGACAGAGUGACAACCUUCCAGUUAUGUCUCUUUAAAUAAUCUCUCCACCGACAGCUUAUUAUAGAAACCUUCCACAAUUUAAGUUGAGGAGAUAUAUGCUUGUUGACCUCCUAUAAAGUUUUGCAAACAAAAAAAAUCAGAAGACAAGCCCCACUUAUCCUAAAGAACCUUCUGGCUAUUCCAACAGAGGGAGGAGUUUAUACAACGUAUGAAACCAGAUAAGUGUAAGCAAUAUGGCAGCAAGUGGCUAUCUCUCUUGACUCCAGAUAUUGUUCACAGCUAUCCGGUUUCUAAUGCUCUGGGAAAUCCAUUAAGCAGACAUGAGGCGGUAAAGCCGACUCUUAGGGAGGGUCUGACAUAAAUAACCUUGAAAUAAUACACACAGAGAGAGCCGUACACACACACACACAGACACACAGACACACACACACACACACACACACAGGAAGAGGUAAAUACACAAACAGGAAAUGUAAUGUAGCAAAAGCGAACAUGGCAGGAACCUCAUGCUAUGGUGAUAUCCCUAGUUUGUCCGCUGAUUAUUGUGCAUCUCUGUGUACAUCCAUGUGUGUUUGUGUAUCUUUCCUCCAGGGAACUGCUCACAUACACCCCUCUUCCUGUAUGUCAACUGUUAACUCCAUUAAAGGUGUUUUUAUUUGUAAAGGUAAAAAAAAAUGCCUCUUGAUGUCUUUGUUCUCGGACCUUGAACUCAUAAUGUUACUGUUAAAGUCAGUCCCUGGGGAAACAAAAAACACAAACAUCAGAAAUUCUCAGGUUGGGUCUGGUCCACCCUGGGGUCAAUUUAAGUUAAUGUUUUAAAGUGAGGUAAGGCAUCUAAGAGCUGGAUC